GCAGACGUCAUAAGGGAAAAUCCGAAGAUGAUAGACGCAUUUGCGGAUUCCCAAGAGACUAUUCCUGAGACGGAGUCACUUGCAGGUGGUUCCCAGGAUCUUUUCCUUAAUCCUCCGGCCAGUAUCAGGAAUGACAGAACAGAUGAAAUAAUUAGAAAAUUGGACAAGCUCACAGGUGACGUUGCCCUUUUGCGAAGAGAAGUGGCAGAGCUGAGGGGCAAGUCACCUGCGUCUGCCACCAUUAAAGCAUUCAAGAUUAACACGGCUUCAUGCAAGAGGAGGUUCAACCUAUAUUUAAGAAGUAGGUUCUCAUGUCGCCCAUGGCUGGAAGUCAAAAGUGAUGACUUUAAGAAUGAAGUUCACACUUGCCUGGCCAUGGACGACAUGAGAACCAAUCCUGCAGCAUUCCAAGAAAUGGUCUCCCAUUCAUUACACAAAUUCAGGGAGCUCGGGAAUCAAUUUAGGAGAAAGGUGUGUAAUCAUUUGAUAAAAAAUAGUGUUUGACUGCUAUCUGUUGUCCAAAUUUUUCAUGUUCACUUUAUUUUACAUGAGUUGUUAACUUAAAAGUCUGUAUGUGUAAAAAUUUGUUCAGGAUUUACAGUAGGUGAAUGUAUGUAUAAUUCUCUAGCAUUAAAAUUUAAAAAAAAAACAACUCUCC
This is a messenger RNA of Magallana angulata, 658 nucleotides long. RefSeq lists its product as uncharacterized. Lineage: Eukaryota; Metazoa; Mollusca; Bivalvia; Ostreida; Ostreidae. The coding region runs from base 28 to 504 and encodes 158 amino acids. The record is from RefSeq and is a predicted model, not a curated record. The transcript is spliced from 5 exons.